Molecule: messenger RNA, 3358 nt
Organism: Mixia osmundae IAM 14324
Lineage: Eukaryota; Fungi; Basidiomycota; Mixiomycetes; Mixiales; Mixiaceae
Exons: 5
Coding region: 66-3098 (1010 amino acids)
Cellular component (GO): cytoplasm; nucleus
Source: RefSeq, a predicted model, not a curated record
CACAUUGCAUUUUUGCUUGCGGCAAAAAUCAAAGCCAACGCUGCUCUCGAAGUGUAGCGACCAUCAUGGUGUCUGCGAAUCCAGUGGCAGCUGCGACUGGCCCGCCCCAAGAAGACUCGGCGACUAGCAAAGCCAAUGCCGUCGCGCAAGAGGGUCAAGACAGUGGCAUGAGCCCAAGUGACUCUCAUGCUCAGAACAACGGUACUGCACCUCAUCGAGGCAGAGGAAGAGGCCGAGGAGCGCGGACUGCAAGGGGAGGAGCGAGAGGCGCAGGUUCGAACAGGCGUCAAGGUGGUCCCAAUCCGACUGAAGACGGAUCAGCCCCUCAGGAUCCCACGAGCAAUGAAGCUAGCGAGAGUCCUGCGCCUGCUGCUGCUGCUGCUCCUACUUCUGGUCAUCGCAGACGGCAGUCUACUAGAGCUGGACCUGGGAACACACAAGCACAACCGACAGACAGAGAUGACAGAGAGGUAGAGACGGCAGAAUCGCUCGAGCUCAGAAAACGCUUUCCACCAGAGAAGUUGGCGACGCUCAAGUCUAUCUUCUCAGACUGGAAGGAUCAAGAUCUGCUCUUCACGCUCGGCGAGGCCAAUGGUGAUCUCGAGCUGGCGAUCGGGCGAAUCUCAGGCGGUCAAGCCACGCAAUGGUCAUCUACAUCUGCAAAGAAGAUCAAGAAGCCCGUCAAGCCAAGCGGAGCGGCGGGAGACGCGUCCGUGGCCGACGGCAGCGCAUUGCCAUCAAGAGGUCGAGGAGGUCUUAGAGGUGCUCGAGGAGGCCUUGCUGGAGGUCUACGAGGCACAGCAAGAGGAGCAAGAGGCGCAGCGAGAGGAGUACCACGCAAUCCAUCGAGACUCGCAAACGGCCAUGCACAACCAGCCCAGACCAGCACUGCAGGCCUGGAAGAGGCGCCCGUUGAAGAUUGGUCCAACGAACCUACUGCAUCAUCUUCAGUAGCAGAAUGGUCCACGCCUACGACCUCUACACCCGCCCAGACGCCUGCUGCCGCCACGCUUGGACCAUGGGCAGGAUGGGGCAAGAAACGCGAAGUCGUCCAGCCACCGCCUGCACAGCCAGAAAUCCAGGUGCCAGCAGAGCAACCGACAGAGCUGACACAAGAAGCCCUCGCAAGCAAGGACGCUGUCGAAUCCUGGUCGACUCCCGCCGGAGGUGCUACGCUGCUCUCGCGCUUGAUGGGUUCCGCUGCUGCUCCGACAGGAGCCGACGCAAUGUUGCACAAAGACGCGCCGAAAGCGCCUGAUAGCAAUGUUGCUGUGCUCGACGGAGAAGCAGGCCGGGACGCGGGCAUCACGCCUUUGCCUUCACCGCCGAAACCGAGCCGCGUCAUUCAACCUGGCACGACAGUUUCUUGGGCGCAGAUCGCAAAAGCGCAAGAGAUCAAGAAGGCAGCACAAGCUGCUGCUGCACCGUCUUCGGCCUCCCGUCAAGCGCCAGUCGAGCCGCAAGUCGAGCAAGUCAACAUGCAUCCUCAGCCUAGUCAACCAGUCUCGCAUGACCCAUGGGGCAAUACGCCAGCGGCAGCCGCAGCCGCGACAGCGCACGAUCCCCAAUCGCUCGGCAUUGGCGAGGCGUGGGCAGAUUCUGUGCUUGCAAGCCAGCCUGAGCCUGAGCACGCUGCGCCUGCAUCACUUCCUCCACCAGGAAUCAAUACGGCUGGCAAGCUAGCAGUCGACACGCCAGCAGCAGAAGCGGGCGCGCCGCUGCAUAAGGACGUCGGAGUUUCUGCUUCGCUCGGCCCCGAUCCCAGUGAUCUCAUGGGUCCUCCCGGUCUGGCCGCUCGCCGUACUCAAAACCAGAGAUUGAAGCAAGAUGCACCGGUGGUCAUGCCCAUCGAGCGAGCAGUCGAGAGCGUCGGCGUGCAAUUUGGCAGCUUGGGCGUGCACGAGUCUGAACAACAGCAGCCUGCUCAGCCUGCACAUGUGCAGCCAAGCUAUACCGCAGCAGACCCUCAGCUGUCUGCUCAACAAGCGCAGCAAGCUUACUACGAGCAACAGUAUCGCCAACAGCAGCUGCAGCAAGCACAGCAGCAACAGCCACAGCAGCAGCACUAUCAGCAAUCGCAGCCAGGAUACACCGACAAGAACGUGUCUCAAUCUGGCCCUGGCUACCAGUAUGGCCACCCCAGUGGCUUCAGCUCGGGUCUGCACAACUCUGGCUACGGUGCUGCUAGUCUGACAGCGCCUUCUCAAGCUUCGCCAAGUGUCAACUCACCUUAUGCAUCGCUCGUGGGUGACACAUACCAGCAAAGUUCACAGCCAACGCAAGGCACAACGCCUUCACCGCAUGUACCAGCUCAGCAGACAGGCUAUGGUUCUUACGGUCAGCAGGCUCAGCAGACGCAUGGCUACGGCAAUCAUCAAGCAGACUAUUCUCAUCUGUACAGCGGACAAGAUCGCCAACAACAGCAUGGAUUCAGCGGCUAUGACGCCUACGGACAGCCCGCUUACAACCGUGCUCACAAUGAGGAUCAGAGCAAGCUUGGUGCGCCUCAAAAUGGCUACCAAGCGCCCGGAACACCGUCUGCACCCCAGCAGCACAACGGGCAUGCUUCGAAUGAUGCUCGUCAAGCACCUCAAAGCCAACAACAACCGCCUCAAACUCAGCAGCAGCAACAGCAGCAACAACAGUAUCAGCAAUCGAUGAUGGGCUACUAUCCAUACUAUCCUUACGGACAACCCGCAUACAGCCCUGCGGCUUAUCAAGGCAACCCUCAAGCGCCGAAUUAUCCUCAGCACUAUGGCAUGCAAGCACCUGCGCCUUACUACCAGAUGAGCGGUCGACCUGGUCAGAAUUACGGUCAACAUGGUCAGCACGGCCAGCAAAAUGCUAGCUACGGCCAGCAAAACUCUGGCUAUGGCCAACGUCAGACGAAUCAAGGCGGCAACUACGGCUCGGCGCCGGCACAGACCGGCUACGGUGCCAGCCCUGCUGCCCCCUCGGGUCCUUACGCAUCCUACAGCACAGGAGGAUAUGACAAUAGCGGACGAGCGAGCGCUGGCCAGCCUCAGCAAGUCGCGACAGGUCUCGCGGGUCAAGACCGUUCGCAAGACUACACGCAGGCUUUCAAGGACUUCUUCUGAGCUUGCUGUGAGCAUCUGUUCAGAGGGAAUGGAGCUACACCUCUCGAGAAUGUCAUGCGAUGCAAUUUUCAGUGUUUACGUCAGUGUGACAUGACUCAGUGUGAUUGAUCUAGCUAGCAUCGCUCGAGUACGAUUGCGAUGCCCUGUCCGCCGCCGAUGCAGGCUGCGCCGACAGCAUAUCGCUUGUCGAGUCUGAUGAGGUUGUGGACGAGGUUGGCAGUGAUGCGAGCGCCAGAUGCUCCGAGUGGGUGUCCCAGCGC